Daucus carota subsp. sativus is the source of this 3236-nucleotide messenger RNA. RefSeq names its product probable serine/threonine-protein kinase PIX13. NCBI's taxonomy places the organism in Eukaryota, Viridiplantae, Streptophyta, Magnoliopsida, Apiales, Apiaceae. The transcript has 11 exons. Gene Ontology annotation, molecular function: protein kinase activity; ATP binding. Gene Ontology annotation, biological process: protein phosphorylation. The record is from RefSeq and is a predicted model, not a curated record.
UGUAGGAUUGAUAAGCUUCUGCAUAUUCAAAACACUUUCUUGAGAUGAACUGUUUUUUCUUGCAUUCCUAAUUGUGCAACACAUACCUGGCUUACAAGAUGUCAAGUUUAGCCAGACAUAUCUCAUACUUAUGAUAAUCUUUGCAAAAUUAGUGAUAACUUUUACUAGUUUAUUUAAAUGAGAGAAUGUUCUUUGAUCAAUUAAAUCUUACUUUAUUGCUCCAGGAAGUUGCAAACAAAUUUCUUCUUUUUUCCCUUUACAGUCUUUCAUUCAUACAGCAAAUUCAACUCCUUCAUAUCUCUCUCUCUCUGCCUUCUAUGCUAAAUUCAGCAAAGUAUUCUGUCAGAGAGAUUUUUUGAGAGAGACAGAGAGAGAUUGUUGAGAUGGGUAAUUGUUUGAUGAGCUCAAAAUCUCAUGGUGCUGCUGAAAAGUCUGUUUCCAACAUAUAUUCGAAUCAAAGUACCAAUCCAGAUACCACUAGACCUUCCACAUACACUACAACUUCUGGGACAUUGAGUAACACAAAUGGUGGAGGCUCCUCUGUCACCAGCAGCAGUGCAGGCCAGCAAAGUCAGAGCCAGUUUUCCAUGGCAGCAAGUUGUGGGACUGGGACUUCUUCUAUGGGAGAGAUUUUGGCUACUCUAAACCUCAAGGUUUAUAGCUUUUCGGAUUUGAAGAAUGCCACUAAAAGUUUUAAAAAAGAUACUGUGUUAGGUGUGGGAGGUUUCGGGACAGUUUACAAGGGUUGGGUGGAUGAGAACACGCUUGAGCCCUGUAAGGCUGGCUCAGGGAUAAUGGUUGCUGUCAAGAAAUUGAACCAUGAAAGCGUGCAGGGAUUUCAAGAAUGGCAGCCAGAAGUAAAGUUUUUAGGAACUCUUUGUCAUCCCAACUUGGUCAAGUUAUUGGGAUACUGUGGGGAGGAUCAAGAGCUCGUACUCGUAUAUGAGUUUAUGCAGAAGGGAAGCUUGGAAAACCAUCUUUUUAGGAGGAGUUCUGCUACUGAACUACUGUCAUGGGACAAACGGCUAAAAAUAGCCAUUGGAGCUGCACGGGGACUUGAAUUCUUGCAUAGUUCAGAAAAGAAAAUCAUUUACUGAGACUUUAAGGCCUCCAACAUACUGCUUGAUAUGGACUAUAAUCCAAAGAUAUCAGACUUUGGCUUGGCGAAAUCGGGUCCCUCGGGUGGAGAUUCACAUGUUACUGGUCUGGGGAAUUUUGUGUUGGAAUUUGUUGAUAUCCUUUUCGGGAAAAGAGAACUAGGGGAAAAAAGAGCAAGAAAAUGCAUGUGAAAAAACGUGGCAGACCCAACCCGCGCCUGACCAAAGAGGUUGCAGAGGAGCGCAAGGCGGUGAAGUGAUUGCGGAAUGCUGCUCGUCAGGACCCAGGACAACUCAAAUCGGUAUCCAGAGCAGGGGAGUUUAACUUGUCACAAAUUUAAAAGGAUUAAAAGCAGUAUGGUCAAUUGUUCGAAUUGCAAAUGGAGAUGCUUCUGCAAUGAGUGUUUGAGGCAGUUUAAAUUUGAUAGUGCUGACAGCAGUCUUGAGUUGGGCCUGAGGUUUUUACGAUAACACAAGCUGCAAUAUUGCUCCAACAUCUUCUAUGUAUGCGGCGGCGGCUGAUAGUAAAGAGGGGGAUUUUGGGAAUUCCCCUGGUGGUGGUUUAUUUUAUGGUGAUCCAGCCUGGCGAUCAUCAUCGCCAGAGCUUGAUGGUUCUGGCCUGUUUGCUAACGAACUCUGCAAUGCUGUUUCUGAUGUUACCCCUAGAGAUGCUGUUCAUUAUGCUGAAGGAUAUAGUGUUAAUAAUAUAUCAACAAGAGAAGUUUGAUGAAAGCCUACAGCAGACCACGAGGGUAACCCUGCAGUCGAUAGUCUGAUUUAUCACCGAAGAAAUUAAAAGAAUCUCUUGCUCAACUUCAACAACUGCAAAAAGGAAAGAGUGAGAGGUUGAAAAAAGUCCUUGAGUCUGUGACCACAGUUCAUGAUCUUUGUGCUGUCCGCGAAAUAGACUUUUUUAGUGUUACGACUGAAGUCCAUCCAAGCCUUAUGAUUCUACUGGUGUGCAAUCUAAAAGCAUUAGCAAUGACAUUUUAUCUCAGCAAGAAGUCUUGGCCCUGCAAGAGGAUAAGUAACAAAGUUUGCAUAAGAUAAUGGAAAGAUAAUGGAAGAGCUAGAGGUCUAUGUUCUUUUGUGAACCACAUGAGCUUGCUUUUGGAUGAUAAGUCUAGAAUUAUUUCAAAUAAAAAUCACGCGCCAGUGAUAAAUGGAUAUAGGGUUGCGGGUUUGUGAAUUAUAUUAUUUUGUGGUUUGUAGAAUAUCCAUACUUAGUUUCAUUUAAUUGUUUGUAUUAUGAACAUGCACUAAAAUUUUGUUUAGCUUCUAAUUUUAAAAAUUCUUAUUCACACGGAAAGUUUUAGCCAUUUUUCUGACUUUUUUUUCCGGAGCUGGUUUUCAAUAUAUAUGCAAAUAUACCCUUGUUUUUUACACAAUUCCUGCAUUGCCAUUGCCUGUUUGUUUUCUUCUGAUCUCUAACAGUUUCGAUUUAGCUCAGUUGUUCUCUCCUUGUCUGCGAUUUAUGUUUAGUGCUGGGUUGCCUCUCCUCGCUUGGUUUUUUUCUCUUCGUUUGGUACACCUUCUUCACACUGGAUGGCUCCCCUAAAAAACGUAGCAGACCAAAGCUGUGCCUGACCUAAGAGGUGGCAGAGGAGCUCAGGGCGGUGAAGCAAUUGCAAAAUGCUACUUGUCAGGACACAGGACAAAAGUUAACAUCACUUCUGCGAUUGGUUUUGUCAUUGUAUAUUGGAAUUCAUUGGGAACAACGCUUGGUUACUGAAUUUCUACUUUGUCAUGCUUUUUCUCUUUGUGCUGAAGUUGUAGACAGAUUAAUGAUGGACUUGUACAUUGGUUGGAACGUCCUCAUCCACGGAAGUACAUUGUUUUAAACUUUGCCAAAAUUUCAUUCAUUUUUUUUAGUCUCUAUUCCCUGUCAAAUGCUAACCCUCCCGGUUUAUUUAGAUUGUGAGUAGGCAUAUACUCCUUUACUCAGCCUUUGAUGGAAUCAGCGGUGCAAUCUUUUGGUGGUGUUUUUAAUCCUUGUCUCCUUCUACUUCGGCGGCGAUUAUAGUUUAAACAUUCUUCAGAGGUCUCUAGCAUUGUUGUGUUAGUAAAAGGAAUUGGAUUGUAAGAACUGCAGUUGUGGCAAAGUAAUAGUUAGAAAUUUGCAUUGAGGUCUGCUUGGAA